AUGUCUACUGGUGAUAAUCCGGUACAACAUCAGUCUAAAACUAGUUAUGAUUCAGACGACUCAUCGUCGUCUAGAUCAGUAUUUAAUAGAUCAGAUUUUCAAACAAUUGCACCACAAGCAAUUAAUACACAGUUUAAUUCAAUUUUUUCUGAAGAAAUCUCUUCGGUGGUCAAAGCUAUCAACUAUGAGCAAAUGCACAAAUCGAAUUCUCAAAUACGUUUUCUUGAAGAUAAAAUUAAUAACCAAAAUAAAACAUUAAAUAAUCAACAAUCUGAAAUUUCUAAUUUACAUAAAACAUUAGGUGAUUUAUAUGAUCAAAUGCAUCAUUUGAAGUCGGUUGUCAAUUCUGCACCACAUUCACCAGUCGUUCGUUCUAGACCAAAUUCAGCUAUUAAUGAUUUAAAUCAAUAUGAUAGUCAUAAAAAGAUAGAUUUUUGUAAAUCAACUUCACCAACAUGUAUCCGAAGUCUUCAUGAAACUACAAGUCCACAAAUAGCUCAAGCAACAUCUUUGUAUCAUGAUAAUAUGCUACCUGGUGAUAAUCAAACACGUAUUUUACAAGAAGCUAUACAUAAAUUAAAUGCAGCACUUGAACGUCGUGAUNACCCGGUGAUAAUCAAACACGUAUUUCACAAGAAUCUAUACAUAAAUUAA
This is a messenger RNA of Rotaria socialis, 654 nucleotides long. Lineage: Eukaryota; Metazoa; Rotifera; Eurotatoria; Philodinida; Philodinidae. The record is from the annotation of a GenBank genome assembly.